CUCUUAGUUUCCUUCGCUCUCAGGUUUCGCUUUAUAUUUUUCUUUUCGUUCUUUUCCCAGCUCCAACCAACUUUCACACCUCAAGAUUUUUUUUUUCUCGCGCUUUCUCUCGCUAAUUUUUUUCUCGAGAAUCUUCGAUCAUCUGCAAAACAUUUUUUUGUCAUUUUCUUUCUAUUCAAAUUCAAAUUCAAAUGCAUGUUUGUUGCUGUUAGUAUUACUAAUUAUUAGGCGACGUUGAACGGCACAGAGAAUACAUAAAAUUUAAAGUAAUUAACUAAUUAACGAUGCAAAACGACGUCGCGACGAACGGAGUUUGCUCGACGGAGUCGGUGAAUGGGAGUUGCGAUGUUUGGAGUUGUAAAGAUUCUGAUUCAUUAUCAGCUGAUCAUCUUGUUAUCAUGGUCCACGGAAUUCUCGGCAGUUCUUCAGAUUGGAAGUUUGGAGCUGAGCAAUUUGUUAAAAGGCUCCCCGAUAAAGUAUUUGUCCAUUGCAGUGAACGGAAUAUGUCUAAGCUGACUUUGGAUGGUGUGGAUGUAAUGGGUGAACGAUUGGAAAAGGAGGUCCUUGACAUUAUUCAAGAAAAGCCAAAUUUACGCAAGAUCUCCUUCGUUGCACAUUCUGUGGGAGGACUGGUGGCUAGAUAUGCAAUUGGGAGACUCUAUAGGCCACCUAAGAGAGAAGUUAAAGAGGAUACAUCAGGUAAUGAAUGCAAGGAGGAACCAAGGGGUACAAUUGGUGGCCUGGAGGCUGUGAACUUCAUCACUGUUGCAUCUCCACAUCUUGGUUCAAGGGGUAAUAAACAGGUACCAUUUCUUUUUGGGGUAACUGCUUUUGAGAAAGCUGCAAGUUGUGUUAUUCAUUGGAUAUUUAGAAGAACAGGUCGGCACCUUUUUCUUACUGAUGAUGAUGAAGGAAAGCCUCCGCUGCUUAAGCGGAUGUUGAAAGAUUAUGAUGAGUUCUAUUUCAUAUCUUCAUUGUGUUUAUUCAAACGCCGGGUGUUGUAUUCCAAUGUGGGAUAUGACCAUAUUGUCGGCUGGAGAACAUCAUCAAUAAGACGGGAAAGUGAACUGCCAAAGUGGGAGGAGUCUCUAAAUGAAACCUAUCCACAUAUUGUGUAUGAAGAACACUGCAAGGCCUGUGAUGCUGAUCAGUAUGAAACUAUUUCAACAGAAGAUGAUGGCUCAUCCGACACGCUAGAAGAGGAACUGGUGAAAGGCCUAUCCCGAGUUUCAUGGGAAAAAAUAGAUGUUAGUUUUCACAGCAGUAGACUGAGAUUUGCUGCACAUAGUAUCAUACAGGUUAAAGAUGAAGCUAUGCAUACAGAAGGUGCAGAUGUGAUCCAACAUAUGAUUGACCAUUUUCUUACUUGAAAACUAUUGGUCUUAGAAAUACACAUCAUAUACGCUGGGAUAUUCUUAGGUAAGGAAAAUAUUAAUUUUCUACUGAGAUCCCAUCCGUUGCAGUUGAAUGGAUAAAUACUCCGGUUGCUUAUGGGCAAAGGAUGGGCAUGAGAACUGUGAUCAAUCCAGCAGUCAUGAAGAAAAUUUGUUCAUUCAUUAAUCAUUUCAAUAUUUUAUGUUGAAUACGUGUGCAAGUUCAGCAAUAUAUCCCAACAUUAUAUAUUUGCAUUAUUUUUUUUUAUGUGAUGUAAAGAAAUUAUUCAAUAAUUUAAAAUUUACAUAGAACUUGUAAGGCUAUGGUUAAUUAUGAUAAGCCUUGAUAAUUUGUAUUUUGGUCGUUCAAAAGGGAAGCUUUGUAAAAUUUGAGGAAGUUUUACUGAAG
This is a messenger RNA of Durio zibethinus, 1782 nucleotides long. RefSeq names its product lipid droplet phospholipase 1. The record is from RefSeq and is a predicted model, not a curated record. Gene Ontology annotation, biological process: lipid metabolic process. NCBI's taxonomy places the organism in Eukaryota, Viridiplantae, Streptophyta, Magnoliopsida, Malvales, Malvaceae.